Messenger RNA from Homalodisca vitripennis (glassy-winged sharpshooter), 803 nucleotides. Its product is annotated as zinc finger BED domain-containing protein 4-like. The coding region runs from base 13 to 588 and encodes 191 amino acids. Gene Ontology annotation, molecular function: protein dimerization activity. Lineage: Eukaryota; Metazoa; Arthropoda; Insecta; Hemiptera; Cicadellidae. The transcript has 2 exons. The record is from RefSeq and is a predicted model, not a curated record.
GUGCUUAAUUCCAUGCUCAAAAGCUGUGAUGACAGAUUUCCGAACUUGGAAAAAAGUAAAACCUUAAGACUUUGCACAUUCCUCGAUCCCCGCUAUAAACAUCACAUGUUUCUAGAAGAAUCUACAACCAUUGAAAUCAAGAAAGACCUGUGUGAUUUAUUAGUUGGAGUCAUAAAUCAAAAAAGAAAUGAACAAAAUCCUGAGGACCUCAGUGAUAAUGAAGUUGAACCAGACCAAGAAACAGAAUCUACCGAGAAAAAGAUUUCAGUUUGGGAUGAUGUUGAGGAAAUAAUUGCUAAAGUGAAACCGAAAUCCAAUCCCACUUCAAUGGCAAUCCAAGAGAUACAAAAAUACAUGGAUGACAGUCCAAUAUCUAGGAAAAAGGAUCCACUGGAGUGGUGGAAAUGCCACAAAAACAUUUAUCCCCAUCUAGCCACAGUAUUUAUUCGGAGCUGUGGCAUUGUCGCAACAUCCGUCCCUUGUGAGAGGAUGUUCUCUAAAGCUGGUUAUUUUAUAAGUGACAGAAGAACCCGUUUAACAACAAAAAAAGUAAAUGAACUGAUGUUUUUAAACACAAACCUAAAGUAGACCAAGACUUUUAAAACUGCAACUCUGGUGAAUCGAGGGUAGGCCUACAGUUCUUCGAAACUCAUUGUUUUGUAUGUAAUUACACCUACAUAAUUAAUAUUAAUGACUCUAGUUGAUCUUUUGAUAUUUUUUCUAUUAUGAUGUUAUGAAGUACUAUCUUAUUAUAAUUAUGUCAUUUCUGUUAAUUUGUUCCUAUUUCGUAUUUAAUGCCUAAG